UUCUAAAGUUAAUUUGUUUUGAAUUUAAUUAUUCAUAUAUGUCUGCUUGUUCAUUCUGUAUCAUUAUUUCGUGCAAUUCCCAUAAGCGCCAUAGGGUGGCAACGUUGCGCAGGCUUCCCUAGUUUAUCUGCACGAAGUAGAAGUAAUGAGGAGAAAGGCCAGAGCUUCAGAAUGCGGGAGCCACCGCUCGUUGCAGCCGUACGUUGCACAAGACGGCAAAAGGGAAAGUUCUAGAGGCGAGUGAAGAGAUAAAUGAUAAAUCCAAAAUCGUUCAAGAGUGUCCAUUAAAGCUGCAGACCAGGUCAUAUUGUUUUAGCACCCUUGGUCGGCGAAAUAAGGUAUUAGAUAGUGAAUUAUAAUUGAAUAUUUUAUGGUUUGUUUGUGAAUGUAUGUUAAUUUUGUUUGCUCAUAAUAUUUUUUGUAUGUAAAAUUGUCUAGUUUUCACGGUGCACCAGGUGCUUAUGGUGCGAACAAAAGUGGAGAGAAAAAUAAAAGAAACUGGAGCAUCAGUCGAGACUACUUCGUCUUUUUGGACCGAGGGGCAGCUACAGUGAAAACUUAUCGCAUCCACGUCUCAGCUAAGUCAACGAAGACAUCUCUUGAAGCCAGUCCAGUGAUCAGGUGACAUUGUUCAACUGCAGCAUCACAAAUGAACUCCUGGUCUUAUUGCCACACAAUAUAAAGUAACACUGGAAGAAGAUUCAACUUCACCUUCAUGUUGAAUUUGAGAGACUUUAUUGAUGGAUCGUUUUAAGAAUCCCUCUUUCACGUAUUGACUCAACACAUCUACUUAGCAGUUGUUAUAUCUCAUGUCAUAUUUGAAGUGACCAAUGUAAAUAUUUAAAAUAUUUUUCUGUUUAGAAAAUGUUAUAGCACUUCAAGGGUAUAAUAUUGUGAUUGCAUUUGAUUAUUGCUUGAGAUAACUUGCCAGAUUAUUCCAUAUUUUUGAUAAUUUCUCGGCAUCAAAGGGUUGUAGAAGUGUAAUAAGCUUAUAAUUAAGCGCUCAAAACUUAUAGUCAUAUAUUUUGACCUGGUUCGGUUCUUACUAAGAACAUUAACGUGUUUAAUAACAUAUUGUUGAUUAAUUGUCCGGUCAGUUUUAGUGUUGCUCGUAAAAAAACAGCUAGGCAUAGCAACAGUAUGUCGCUCCACGAGGAAGAGGCAACCCAAUCUCUACAAAAGAGCGAAUUUGACCCCAGUUUAGAGACUGCAAUUGAAAGGGGAUUAGAGAUGCCCAGUACCAGUAUAGUUAGUCAAAACUCAGAUGUUUGUCAAGAAAGGCCUGAUGGACGCCAACGCACUCUAACUGAGAAAGGUCGAGAAUUCCUCCAUCAAGAGACCCAAAAACGAGAGAAGGCCUUCAUUAAGGCAUAUGACUCCUGGAAGCAGACAGCAAAACAAAGUAGAGCGACACUAAAAUCCUUGUGCUCUCCUGAAGACCUAGGCCAUAUCGAAAGGGAAAUUGAAAUAAGACACAGAACAGUAUGUCAACAAUAUGAACCCAUCAAGCGUAACCAUGCUACGACACCUAUGAUCGCCAACAAAAUGGACGCCUGCAACAAUUUAACUGAAGAGAUAACCACCCUUGUCAAUAUGCGAAUGCAGCCACGUGAAAGAUAUAAUGAAGAGCUAGAGAAACAACGGGUAAGAAUGGUGCUAAAUAAAGAUGAGUAUGGAUCUGUUUUUGGUCGUACAGAGACUGAGACUGUAAUUUCAGACCAAUCUGAAAGCCAGCCAAGUUUCAACUCAUCUCAUUCUAGUCAGCGUUUAGAGGCAGAAGCAGAGCUUGCUGCUAAAAGGGAACAGGCUAAAGCAAUUGAAGACAUCCAGGCUCAACAAGCAAAGAUCAUUCAACUAGAAAGUGAAUUGAAGGUGGCAGAGGCAGCAAUAAAGGUAGAGGAAGCAGCCAGGUUAGCUGAAGUUGAGAGGAAAAGAGCUGAGAGGCACAAGAAGCUAGAACAGGAACGAACAAAGCUAGCUCGGAUACAAGCAGAGAAGGAAGUCCAGAUAGCAGCAGCGCGGGUAAAAGCGUAUGACAGUUUUGGAAGUGAUUACGAAAGAGAAUUUGAAUUAAAUACAGCUCACCAAGAGAUGAAUCACACGCUAAACCCAAAUGCAACGUCCUUCCAACCUCAACAAGCACCCUCUCAAAAAGCUACACCUGUGGAGGCCAUCAGCCUAGCUCAGGCCAUCGCGAGCUCUCUCAGUAUAAACCGCCUACCUGUGCCCGAACCAACAAAAUUUACUGGUGAUCCUAUCAGGUAUGUCGACUGGAAGACAACCUUCAUGGCACUCAUUGACCAAAAACCUAUACCUAUAGCAGAGAAAAUGUUUUACCUAAAAACCUAUCUCUCUGGAGAGGCUCUAAAGGCAGUGGAAGGGUUCUUCUACAGGACCUCAGAAGAUGGAUACCAGGGAGCUUGGAAGGUUCUAGAAGAAAGGUAUGGUAACCCAUUUAUAGUGCAAAAGGCCUUCAGAGACAAACUUUCCAAAUGGCCGAAGAUCAGCGCUACCGAUCCAAUAUCCCUGAGAGAUUUCACAGACUUUCUACAAGGUUGUGCAGCUGCUCUACCUCAUGUCAAAGGACUAUCAAUCCUAAACGACUGUGAGGAGAACCAGAAACUACUCCAAAAAUUACCAGAGUGGAUUGUGCGAAAAUGGAGCAGAGUCGUCGUGGAAGAGCUAGACAAGUCAAACAGUUAUCCAGAUCUGGCGCACUUCAUAGACUUCCUGAACAAAGAGGUCCGGAUUGUCUGUAACCCCAUCACCGCUCCCUUCUUCAUGAAUGCAAAGGCUAACGAGACGAGAACACCACAGAGGACCAGAGCCCUUAGUACAACUGCACAGAUAAAGGAACCCAUAAAACAGACCCAAGAGACAUUUAAGCCAAAACCACCAUGCGCCGCUUGUAAAAAUGAAAGUCAUGGUAUUGUUUGGUGCCCAACCUUCGCAUCAAAGAGCUUAGAAGAAAAAAGGGCUUUCAUACAGGAGAACAACCUUUGUUUCGGAUGCUUGAGGAAGGGGCACACCAGCAAAAAUUGUCAAAGGCGACAUAUCUGCAGCGUCUGUCAUGGGCGACACCCCACAUGCCUGCAUGAAGAGAGGAAGCAAAGGACAACAAGAGAGAUAACGAACGACACACCUCCUGCAGACAAAGCUCUUGGUCAAGAAGCCCACGUGGUGCACUCUCACACCUCAGUACAGUACGUACCUGCCACCUCCAGCAUAGUCCCGGUUUUGGUGUCAUCAUCAUUAGAGCCUCAGCAAGAAGUUCUUACCUAUGCUAUACUCGACCAGCAGAGCGACGCAACCUUUAUCCUAGAAGAUCUGCUCGACAACUUGAAUGUAGAGUCAGCCCAACCAACGACGUUAAAACUUAGCACCAUGACAGCCAUUGACACUGUCUUACCAAGUAAGUGUGUCAGUGGGCUGCAGGUUCGAGCACUCCUUUCCGGAAAGCCUAUCCAAAUAAACCAAGCCUUCUCACGGAGCUUUAUUCCUGUGGAUAAGUCAUACAUCCCGACAAAAGAGACAGCCCAGCAGUGGUGUCACCUACAGCAUUUGACAAACCAGAUACCGACACUCCAAGAUUGUGAGGUAGGACUGCUAAUUGGAUCAAACUGCCCAGCAGCACUAGCCCCAAUUGAAUCUGUCAUAGGUGGAGGAGACAAACCGUUUGCACAGCGGACAGAGCUCGGUUGGAGCAUUGUAGGACCAUCCAAUCUGCAUCACGAAAAACAAGGAAGGACCAGCUACGUCCACAGAAUUGCUGUAAAAGAAAUCCCAACCUCACCAGUCAUGGAUGAAUUGAAAGCCCUUGAGCUAGAUUUUAGCGAGAGAAACUGCGAGAAAUAUAUGUCGCAAGAUGUUAACUUAGGACAGUUCCUCAGCAAGAAAAUUAGGCAGAAGGAUAGACACUUAGAGAUGCUUCUACCUUUCAAAAAUUAUUCUCCAUCAUCUCUUUCAAACAACAAGAAGCUUGCCACCAUCCCACUUCAAUGUCGGAAGAGGAAGCUGAAGUCCGACCCACUCCCAAAUGACUUCAGAUCACGGUGGGAGAAGUGGAAACUCUGUCUCGAGAAGCUACAAGAAGUUGUAAUUCCACAAUGCUAUCACCCACAGAACUUUAGUGCCAUCAUUAGAACAGGACUGCAUCACUUUGCCGAUGCCAGCUGCAAAGGCUGCGGUGACUCAGAAGUUAAGGUAGCUCUAGCAUGUAAUACUAAGUCCAACGAUAGUGUCGACCUCCUCAACCGUCUAAGUCGGAUCUCUUUGUUGAUGAAACUCUUGAAAGUAGUCACAAGAAUCAAGAGACUAGAGUCCAAAGAACCACACAGAGAGCUGGUGACUGUCACAGAUACAGAAAGAGCUGCUAAAAUCAUCCUCAAGCUCGUCCAGCAGCAAGCUUUUCCCAAGGAGCUGAAGAUGAUCCAGAGAGGAGAAUAUCUACUAAGCUCGAGAGCUCUUUCCCGUCUCGACCCAAUCCUGCAGAGAAAUCUACUCUGUGAUGGUGGAAGGUUAAAGAAGUCAACACUGAGUCUGGAACGAAAAUGCCCCAUCAUCCUUCCAAAGGACAGCAAUGUCAUCAAGCUGAUUCUUGCCCACUACCAUAUCAAGACCUGCCAUCAAAGACGAGGACAAACCCAGAUGGCCCAAUGGGCUCUGGGUUAUUGUUGGGGCAGACUUGUGGCCAAGCUCAUCCAACUCUCUGCGCAAGGCAGAAAACGAAGGGACCGCCUCAUGAAGCUCACGACUAGACAGGAAUCGUUCAAACCCCGUGGCAAUCUCCAAAUGGAUGAUGAAAAUCUCACAAGAAACCAAUGGCGACUAGGAAGAGUGGUCGAAGCUAUUCAAUGAAGUGAUGGAUUAGCUAGAAGAGCUAAGACCCAAACUGGAGAGCACAAAUUGAGAAUUCGGGAUCAUUCAUCCGAACCUUCGAUUAUAGAGAGGCGAAUUCAAAAGUUAGUGCUUCUCCUCGAGAGCGAAUAGAACUGUUACCUCACUCAAACUUAUUAGCGUAAAAGUACAAGGUAAAAUCAGUUGCAGAUUAGAGUUUAAAAUCCUGCAAGAAGCAUUUAAAUUGUUCAAAGCAGGAUUUGGUGGGAGUGUAAAUGCAGCUAAUCUGCAUUCCAAUGUAAUAUAAUUUAAUAUAAUCUUUAAAGGUUCUAAAGUUAAUUUGUUUUGAAUUUAAUUAUUCAUAUAUGUCUGCUUGUUCAUUCUGUAUCAUUAUUUCGUGCAAUUCCCAUAAGCGCCAUAGGGUGGCAACGUUGCGCAGGCUUCCCUAGUUUAUCUGCACGAAGUAGAAGUAAUGAGGAGAAAGGCCAGAGCUUCAGAAUGCGGGAGCCACCGCUCGUUGCAGCCGUACGUUGCACAAGACGGCAAAAGGGAAAGUUCUAGAGGCGAGUGAAGAGAUAAAUGAUAAAUCCAAAAUCGUUCAAGGUAAUUUUUAUUUAACAUAUAACAAAUAUUUUGUUAAUAUAGUGUCACAUUAGGUGCUCUAUUCAUUUGUUUUAAGCACGUUUUUGCCUGCCUUUUGUUUGUCUAAUGGCGCCCAUUGUACAUUUUCUCAGAGUGUCCAUUAAAGCUGCAGACCAGGUCAUAUUGUUUUAGCACCCUUGGUCGGCGAAAUAAGGUAUUAGAUAGUGAAUUAUAAUUGAAUAUUUUAUGGUUUGUUUGUGAAUGUAUGUUAAUUUUGUUUGCUCAUAAUAUUUUUUGUAUGUAAAAUUGUCUAGUUUUCACGGUGCACCAGGUGCUUAUGGUGCGAACAAAAGUGGAGAGAAAAAUAAAAGAAACUGGAGCAUCA
Molecule: messenger RNA, 5803 nt
Organism: Corythoichthys intestinalis (scribbled pipefish)
Lineage: Eukaryota; Metazoa; Chordata; Actinopteri; Syngnathiformes; Syngnathidae
Exons: 2
Coding region: 1141-4857 (1238 amino acids)
Molecular function (GO): zinc ion binding; nucleic acid binding
Source: RefSeq, a predicted model, not a curated record